Molecule: messenger RNA, 3397 nt
Organism: Scophthalmus maximus (turbot)
Lineage: Eukaryota; Metazoa; Chordata; Actinopteri; Pleuronectiformes; Scophthalmidae
Product: SWI/SNF-related matrix-associated actin-dependent regulator of chromatin subfamily E member 1-like
Exons: 12
Coding region: 146-1678 (510 amino acids)
Biological process (GO): negative regulation of DNA-templated transcription
Cellular component (GO): SWI/SNF complex
Molecular function (GO): nuclear receptor binding; nucleosomal DNA binding
Source: RefSeq, a predicted model, not a curated record
CGGGCCAGAGGAAAAAAUACAGUACUUCCGGCCUGUGCGAGAAAGGCGGAUGAAGCGGCCCUGACAGAGGGAACAAAGGACGACCGAGUGUUAACCAACAUGGGAAUAGCCUGUUCCGCCUAAGAGACCAGAACCAGCAGCCACCAUGUCAAAGCGGCCAUCCUACGCCCCUCCCCCUCCCCCGGCCCCAACAACCCAAAUGCCUUCCACCCCUGGGUUUGUGGGCUACAACCCUUACAGCCAUCUGGCCUACAACAACCUCCGACUGGGAGGGAGCUCCGGAGGCUCCAGCAGGCCAGCCUGCCCCUCUGAUCGGAACGCCACCGGCAUCACCGUCCCUAAGCCUCCCAAGCCUCCAGACAAGCCACUGAUGCCUUACAUGCGGUACAGCCGGAAGGUAAGCAGGAAGGUAUGGGACCAAGUGAAGGCGUCCAACCCGGACCUGAAGCUGUGGGAGAUCGGGAAGAUCAUCGGAGGGAUGUGGAGGGACCUGACAGACGAAGAGAAACAGGACUACCUGAACGAGUACGAAGCCGAGAAGAUUGAGUAUAAUGACUCUCUGAAGGCCUACCACAACUCCCCAGCCUACCUGGCCUAUGUCAACGCCAAGAAUCGGGCGGAGGCCGCGAUGGAGGAAGAGAGCCGGCAGAGGCAGAGUCGUAUGGACAAAGGCGAGCCAUACAUGAGCAUUCAGCCCGCUGAAGACCCCGAUGACUAUGACGACGGAUUUUCGGUGAAGCACACAGCAGCCGCUCGCUUCCAGAGGAACCACCGGCUCAUCAGCGACAUCCUCAGCGAGAUCGUGGUGCCCGACGUCCGCUCGGUGGUCACCACAGCCCGCAUGCAGGUGCUCAAGAGGCAGGUCCAGUCUCUGAUGGUGCACCAGAGGAAGCUGGAGGCUGAACUUCUGCAGAUCGAGGAUCGCCACCAAGACAAGAAAAGACGUUUCCUGGAGACCACUGACUCAUUCAACACUGAGCUCAAGCGGCUAUGCAGUCAGAAGGUUGAGGUGGACAUGGAGAAGCUUGCGGCAGAGAUGGCCGCUGCUGAAGAGGCGGCCCGUCGGCGUGCAGAGGAGAGGGAGCGCGAGGCGGCCGAGCAGGCAGAGAAAGCCGCUCAGCAGGCGCAACAGCAGCAGCAACAGCAACAGCAGCAGCAGCAACAGCAGGAGGCGGCUGGCAACAAAGCUGCGGAGCAGAGUAGUCCUAAUGCUAAUGCUAAAAGCACAGCAACCCCCACUUCAGGGACCAAGGAGGAGGACACGCCCACACCAAUGGAAACAGAUAAAGCGUCGCCUGCCGAGCCAUCCUCGGACCCCCCUCCUGCCCCACCCCCUCCGUCUGAUCCUCCCUCUUCUGCUUCUGAUAAAGCGACUCCUCCCCCCGAGCCCCCCAGGGAGAGCAGCACUCCCAGCAGCAGCACCCCCAGUGACGACAACAGCAACAGCAGCAACAACAGCAACAGCAACAGCAUGCCCCCUCCCCCCUCAGACGGCGCACCCGGAGGAGCAGCAGCAACCCCAGACCCCCCGGCGGCCCCGGAAGCCAACUCCACCGCAGCUAACCCUAACGUGUCCGCGGCGGCGCCUCCGCCUCCGCCUGCCUCAGAAGAGCCGGCCCCUCCUCCGCCGCCGCCUCUACUGCCCUCGAGCCAAAACAGCCAACAGUAUGAUAUGUAAGAUGUCUGCCACCUUUCUCCACCUUUUUAUCACUAGGGUGAGGUUGUUCAGUCCUGGUAUUAACAUCUGUCUCAGGUUGACGGCUCCAAGUGCAGAUGUGGAGACGCGUUUUAAUUCUUGCCACGAUUAACUUCAAGCCAUCCACUGGAGACGGAUAUUAAUACCAAGUCUGAAUGGUGCCCGACGGUGAGAGGCAGUGUAUGGUUCUCAUCAGCUAGCUUCAUACAUCUGGACCCACACAGGGCAACGGAGGAUUAAGUUCAAACCUGCGUAUGUUUCCUUUAGAUUUAUUCCUCCGCAACAAUUAGCAAGUUAAGUGAACCGUCACCAAAGACUUGACCCCGACUGAGUUUGUGCUCCAGGUUUUGUACAAGCUCUUCUUCUUUAAUAAUCAUGCCAACAAAUAGAUUCUUUUUUGUGUGUCUAUAAUAUCCACAUACUGGCUGAACACGGGAUACUAGAGGGUUGUUCAGCGAUAACCUCACUGUCUGUCAUAUGCAGGUAAUCUCACUAAAAAAGAACUGAUCGUGACUGUUACAAAUCUGCUCCUGCUUAUUGACCAAAAUCCAUCAGUCACCCGCAUUCAGUCAUUCGCACAUUCUACACUGAGGAGUUUCAGCCCCUGGGCUGCAACCAACCAUAAAUUUCAAGAUCAAUGACUGUGCUGGUUAUUCAUCGUUAAUGUUAGAAGAUGUUCCGACGCAUUUAAUGGAUCAGGAUGAAGUGACAGUCAGGAGUCGCUUGUAGGUGUAACGCAUGGCUUUGUUUGAUUUCAAUUGCAUUCAUAUCUCCCACUGUGUCGACUUUAUACUGUUGGAUGUGGCACGUACCUGUAUACUCCUCAGUCCUCAUGUAUAAAACCUUUAAAUCUGCUGAAAUAAGACCACAGCUGCAAACUGGAGGGGUUUUAUUAUGAAUUUCACCUCCUGUGUCUGACCUCUCCGACAGCUGGGCAGACGUCCCGGUGAUGUCAAGACUUCGCCCCCUCCUUUUAAAAACCUCUGACUUUUCUACUCUUAUCACUUUGUAUGAUUUGCUAAACAACUACUGUAGUUCUACUAUGUGUUUUUUUUAGAGAGAGAGAGAUCUAGUGGAACCUUUUUAGAUAAAUGUAAUCAGAUUCAGCCUUUGUAUUAAAUCUGUACUCUUUGAAUCGGAAGCCAUUAUCGACAGUUUCCAGGUUCUGUAGGAAGCGACGUUGUAAUUAUAUUUAUGCACCCGUAUCUGCAUGCUCUCCUGAAUACUAACCACCAUCCUUUAAGUGUUUCCUGAAGUCUUAGUCAUAAGAGCGGAGGCCAAGUGUAGGACAAAACCUAUGACGUGAGCAAGAAACUGACAUGAUGGGUUUAUCUUCAUGGUGCUUUUUAAAAAGAAAAAUCUGUGGAUAAUGAAAUGACUUGCAUUGCGAAUACAACAGUCUGGAUGUGUGUUUCGAUAUGACACAGCAUUUAAUCUGUAAGAGCUUCUCUACAAAUUGAGGCUAUUUUUUUAAAAGCUUGCUCCUUUGGACGGCAUAUUCCUGAUAACACCACAACUUCAGCAGAGAUGCACAGGCUGCCCUCGUCCCAACACAACCUCAGUCACUUGUGCGUUUAAAGGACUAUUUUCUUACUUGAUUGGACUGUUUUAAGUAAUAUGCCUCUGGUUUAGUUUUUUUCUUUGCAUCAUUUUUUGUACCGUCUGAACUUAUCUAUCCAAAUAAAGGUGACUUCUCUGUCA